AUGUCGGAUGACAGCUUGUUUGAUGACUUAGAACAGGACAAUAAUCCAUCGUUUUACGGAAAUCCCUCGAUACUCACAGAUCCGUAUCAUAUCACCGCGUUUAAGGACACUACCAAAGACGCCGCCCACCACAACCAGCACCCAGGCGGCGACAGCAGCAGCAGCAACUCCAAUGCCGUUGCCAAGGGCAAGCAGCCUAGCAUCUCGCCGCCACCCCAGCACAGCAAGACUUUUGGGAGAAACGAAAACGACUACCCUGAACUAGUCAAUAGCACGAUAGGGCUUUCCAACAAGAUCACCCAGUUGCUAAAUGCCCAAGAUUUGCAGAUUGAGAUUGUCAACUCGGAGAGGCUCAUCAACUCGUCGAUUAUUGUUUAUUCAAUCCAGUUGGUGUCGGAAAAGACGGAAAGCAAGAUUGUCGUCAAGAGGAGAUACAGCGAGUUUAAAUCGUUGCGAGAUAAUUUGAUCAAACUCUUUCCCACGUCGAUAAUACCACCAAUUCCGGAGAAACACUCGAUUCUAAGCUAUUUAUUGAACACAAUCAAUACCGAUAACGAGACCAACAUCAUUGAAAUGAGGAAAAGAUACUUCAAGUUGUUUCUUGACGACAUCGUUUUCGACGCAAACGAAGAAUUGAAAAAAUGCCCGCUUGUACAUAAAUUUUUGGACCCCAAUUAUGAACUAUGUUGGUAUAAUGCAUUGAACGAGCCACCAGUAAACAUCAUACCCAACAAUCUAUUGCUAGCCAACCCCGUGAAUCCAACCGACCAGAAUGGGCUUUAUUCCUUGCUCCCUAUUGUUAAUGGGUUCGAUAUUAGCACCAGCAAACAAGACAAUCUUUCAAAUUUAAAGAAAAUCAACGAUGAAUUGUACAAGUUGAAUGACCAAAUCAAGCUUUUCGAAUUAAAGGGUUUUGACCAGGACUUGAAGUUCAACAUUCCCGAUGAAUUGAUUGCUUUUGAGCAGAACUUUCAUAAAGUGAUCAGCUGUUUAUCCCACUUGAACAAGAUUGACAUUAAAACGACCAAGGAGUAUAAGGGACUUAUCAAUGUCUUGAUUGACCUUGGGGGAAACCUCAAUAACUUUUCACUACAAAUUUACCAACAAAAGAAGCACGACGGCGAAGUCGAGGACCAUUAUCAGCCUCACAACAACAACAACAACAACUACAACUACAACAACAACAAUAGCCUAUCGGAAACGAUUGAGAAGUUUGGAUCAUCGAUGGACCAAUCGUUUCUCAAUUUUGAAAACUUUGUAUUCAACCAGUUGAUCCCGCAGUGGCAAGAACCGGUGAAUCAAUUGUUGCAAUACCACCAAACAGCAUUGAAUUUGAUCAAAUUCUACAAGUACAAAAUCAUUCAAUUCAAAGUGCUCUACAAGCUCAAGUUUAACAAGUUCCAGCAAUUGAUAAAUUUAAACAACAUUGCAGAAGGAGGACCUAGUGCCACCAACAACAACCACACCACCUCUAGCAGCUUUACCACGGCAAAGACAGACGAGGAAGAAGACGCAGUUGUGAUUAAUUCGUUGGACCACUUGAAAGAGCUCAAUAGCCCCACGUUGAAUAACGCGUUGAAAAACCUUUCCAUGAAAAAAGUCGCCAAGAAAUCCUCUUGGUAUGGCUUGUUUGGUGGCAACAACUCCCCGCGACAACUCAACUUCCGGCUACCGGUGGAUGAAAAUAGCCGUCCCUCGACGUCGGGGUCAUCGAGUGGCUCGCAACAGCUCCCCACCAAUCCCACGGCCUCUAUCCGAUUCAAGCUUGCACAUUUGGAAAAAGAGCUCAACAAGAUUAACCAGCUAAUCGAGCUUUGCAACAAUGACAUGAUACAACUAACUAAAGCAAUAAUGAACACAUUCAAUGAGUUUUUGCAGAAGUUGGAAAAAAAGUGGCUUAUUAUCAUGGUAAACUAUUUGAAAAACGGUAAGGCCUUGUUUGAAGAGAAUUUGCUGAACUGGAAGACAUUUAGGGAAUCCUUUGAUCUAGCCUCGUGA
Lodderomyces beijingensis is the source of this 1998-nucleotide messenger RNA. The record is from the annotation of a GenBank genome assembly. NCBI's taxonomy places the organism in Eukaryota, Fungi, Ascomycota, Pichiomycetes, Serinales, Debaryomycetaceae.